Molecule: messenger RNA, 1005 nt
Organism: Sycon ciliatum
Lineage: Eukaryota; Metazoa; Porifera; Calcarea; Leucosolenida; Sycettidae
Product: tRNA N6-adenosine threonylcarbamoyltransferase-like
Exons: 1
Coding region: 1-1005 (334 amino acids)
Biological process (GO): tRNA threonylcarbamoyladenosine modification
Source: RefSeq, a predicted model, not a curated record
AUGCGAGUGUUGGGAAUAGAGUCUACGUGCGAUGAAACGGGUCUCGCACUCGUCGAAGACGGUGUUUGUGUCCUCGAAGAAGUUCUUCGUUCUCAGGUGGAAGAUCACGCGCCGUGGCACGGCGUAGUACCGGAGCUUGCGGCCCGAAGCCAUUUUGAACAUAUUCAGACUUUAUAUAUGAGCAUGAUAUCCGGUACGUCGAACGCUUACGACGCUAUCGCCGUAAGCGUUCGACCCGGGUUACUCGGUUCUCUUUUGGUGGGACGGACAUUUGCCGAGACGCUGGGAGUGAUUACGGGGCGUCCGGUAUGCGGGGUGGACCACCUGGAAGCACAUUUGUACAGUGUGCAGAUGGAACAUACCGUGCCAUAUCCAUACCUUGGCUUACUCGUGUCGGGAGGGCAUACGCUGAUCGCGCGCUGUCUGAGCCCAACGUCGUACGAGUAUUUGGGCACGACUUUAGAUGAUUCGGUCGGCGAAGCUUUUGACAAAGUAGCGAAGAUGCUGGGCAUGCCAUAUCCAGGUGGACCGCAUAUCGAAAACCAGGCCCGUGAUGGAGACCGUACCCGGUUUGCGUUCCCAAGAACAGCGCUAUCCGCAAAGGAUCCACAGCGAGCGACGUGCUUUAGCUUUAGCGGGCUGAAAACGGCCGUGUAUUACCUAUUGAAGUCGCAUGCCGAUGCGGACCCGGGUUUCAUACGCGAUGUAUGCGCGUCUUUCCAAGAAGCCGCGCUGGAGAGCCUCAUGACCCCGCUUGCGCAUUGCGUAAGCCAAACCGGAAUUAGGCGAGUCGUUAUAUGCGGGGGGGUGGCCGCAAAUUCUCGAUUACGAGAAAUUCUAUCGCAGUUGGAUGUGGAUUGCUACGCGCCUUCUCCGUCCCGAUGCUCCGACCAAGGCAUCAUGAUCGCCGGACAGGGGUAUCACGUCUUACAAAGAAUGCUGGAAAACCGCGAGAAAGACAUCACGGUUUCUCCUACGUCGCGAAUAGAACUUGCCAAGCCCUAG